Molecule: messenger RNA, 2925 nt
Organism: Mizuhopecten yessoensis (Yesso scallop)
Lineage: Eukaryota; Metazoa; Mollusca; Bivalvia; Pectinida; Pectinidae
Exons: 1
Coding region: 75-2651 (858 amino acids)
Source: RefSeq, a predicted model, not a curated record
AUGUGCGUAGUUAACGUCAACAAUAUGGUUAGUAACAAAGGUAACAGCUUUCCUGAAGACGUGACUCUCUCACAAUGGCAGCCAUUCACGAAGCAAAUGUGGUGGCUUACAGCAUCGCAACUGAAAUCGUAAACGAUGUCAUCGUUAACGACGAUAUUUUCGAUGAAAAUGACGAGGACAGCGAUACAGAUACAGAUGGUAUUUGCAUAAUCGUCGGACAAACAGUAAGUUCGACACAGACCGAACAGAAAGGCGACGAUUCAAAUGACGGCAGUGAUGAAACUGACAAUUACAUCGACUCGAUGACUUCAAGAUCAGAGGAUAUGACAAUAGACGAUUGGGAAAAGGAUGUUUUUGUUGACGCACAAGAGGAAACGAGCCAAGAAAACUUCGGGAGCGCCACAUCUGUAUUGACUAUGGAAGCGGAUGAAGAUCUCGAAGUGGAUAAAUCUGUUCGUGAGACCCUCAAUAGAGUAAUAGAAUUACUGCAAUCUGAAGAAGCGGUCUCUACGGACCAAACUUCGUCAAUCAGUGCAAUUUCCCCCGCUGAUAUCAUCUGUGUUCAACCAGACCCAAACACAAACUCGGAUUCGAUCACUGUCGCAACUGACGAAACACCGGAAAAUGUAAUUCAUACUGUUAGCAACGAUCCAACGUUGACAGAUUUAGAAGAUCUUGACGGCGAGGUUGAAUAUUUCGACUCUUAUGCCGUGUUUAGCCCAUUUGGCGGUGGACCAAACGUUGUGUGCGCUACCGAGUCUAAUUAUGUACCCGAUACGUCCAUUGACACCGCGUCCGGUAUAUUCAGUGAAAGAUCAUACCAGAUGUCGGAUACAAAUACUGUCAACUUUUCGCCUCACUACUACGCUAACGUCCAUACGACGCAUACUCAAAGUUACAAUGUCGGAUAUGAGUAUCCCGUGGCUGAUGUCUCCCCACUAACUGAUAAUUUUCCCGAGAAUCACGUGCAAAAUUUCGGGGACACCUUGGAGUCUCAGUGUCCGGCACCGAAUGGACUGGAAAACCAGGUCAACAUUGGAGCCGAUAGUCUGACAAUUCACGUUAGUCAGCGGAUUGGUGGAAGCGACAUGAAGAACCCAAACGAAAUGCACAAUUAUUAUGAGUCUCCUUAUGACGGCCAAGAUGGCGACGCAGAGAUCUCAUGCCCACCAUGUGACAAUCCAAGAGAAGUAACCACAGAUUGGUACACAUCUCCUACUUCGGCCGACGAAGUCGACACAUCUGCGGACAUAGUUUCAAUGGAAGGGAAUGUCGAUCAGACUGGAGUUAAGAAAUUGGAAGUAUCGUUUACAAAAUCGAAUUCAGGCUCAUCGAACAAACAGAAACCUGUCGAUCCUGUAACAAACUCGAACGAUAUCCUCCCUUUGUUUCACAACUCUUCGCUGAAUCCGGAAUGUGAACCAUUCAUUCCCAUGCAAAACUACAACAAUCAGUAUACAGUUUAUAGCAAUGGUGAUAGCUCCAGCCCUACAACAGGAUCUCACCCCGUAGCUCUAUCAUAUGAUGAAAAAUCCCACGUCCCGGCAUAUGACCCAGACCCCAGGAAUACAACCAUUUUCCAGGGACAGACCUAUAUGUUUCCUGCACAUCAAUACACAAGCAAUGGAUUCUUCCUGGAACCAAGACCACAAUUCGGUCCCGGACAAUCAGCAUAUCCUGUAUAUCCAAGAAAUUCUACGACACAAAAUCCAGAUUUUUAUCAAGUGCAGCCAUCGUUUCAACAAACAGAUUCACAGUUUGGCAUCAGUAACCAGCAACAGCAGUACCCUAUCACAGCGAACGGUAAUCAAUCAACCGACUUCCGGUACCCAGCGAUUUACUUGUCCGAGGCUGGUCUGAUGACGGUGCUGUUGCGUCACGACUUCACCGUAGAGAUGACCGUAGAUCAGGUGAUACGUGUGGUCAACCACAAGAAAAAGCUGGUGGCACUGGUCAACAGCGAAGGGACGGAGAGUUACGUAUUCCAUCCUGCGGCGCGGAUCACACAAGACCUUGAGAUCGUUGAAGUUGAAGUGUUCCUGCAACGGAAAGUGAAGAUGACCACAGAGCAUAUUACAUUCGCUAACAACUUCAAAUGUUACAAGUUUGACCACGAGGACAUCGAAGAAGCAGAACCUGAAUUCGCUGACAUGCGCAAUGACCUAUCUGUUGACUUCCUCUUCUCGUCAGAUAGCUGCAGCGACAUCGAUAUCAUUGCACAACGCGCGGCGAAAUUGGCAGAGGAAGCAAAGAUUGAACACGGCGAAAACGGAUGGUGUGUUGUCAAAAUCAACGGAGUCAAAAUCAUUCAGAACGAGAGAGGUGAAGUAACUGUCAAUUCCGGACCGAAAUUCAUCAGAAUGUAUCCAAAUAAUAUGUCACUACAACUCAAAUCGAACUUCCUAGAGGUCAGAAUCGGAAUCAACUGGAGCGUGAAGGUUAGUCGCGGUUCCCACGUGCUGACCGCCAGCCACUGUGGAUUCAUUGUCUCGAACGGUCGAAUAGAAGCUGGAUUUGACGACGCUAACAAGCCUUUCGCUUGUCUCCUUCCCCGACGCGUGCCAAUAUUAAACGAUCACCGGAAGUUCCGACGCCGUCACGGAGCAGGAACCCAUAUCUGGCGCAGGAGCAGGACAGCGGACGAUGAUUAAUUAAUUAUGGCCAUGUAAGAUCAGUUCGUUUGAAAUUUGCACCAGUGAUGAUCUAUUUGUUUACGACAAACAUUGUUGACAUUUUCAACUCGUAUUGAUUUUUUCACGAAAUCAUGAGUUCAAUCAAAUCACAAUAUACAUUCUAACAAUGGAAUCGUCUCUGGUUUUUGUUAUCAGUAACUGGUUCCUGCCAUGUGACCGUAACUUUUUAAAACUUUUGAAACGGCACACUAAGUUUCCGUUGAAUCAUGUUCAUAUUAAAAGGGUUCAGACA